Molecule: messenger RNA, 1418 nt
Organism: Cryptotermes secundus
Lineage: Eukaryota; Metazoa; Arthropoda; Insecta; Blattodea; Kalotermitidae
Gene: Chd64
Product: myophilin
Exons: 4
Coding region: 102-668 (188 amino acids)
Molecular function (GO): protein binding
Source: RefSeq, a predicted model, not a curated record
ACGGCUGGGUUUAGUCAACUGUCACUGUCGCUGUGAACGUGCUUGGAAGUAGUUGUUGCAUCUACGAAGGCUGUAUUGUACUGGGCGUACUGAGGACAACAAUGGCAAACAACAGAGCAACAAAAUCUGGUUUCGCUGCUGAGGCACAGAGGAAGAUAAACAGCAAAUACAGUGAAGAGCUGGCUCAAGAAUCGCUGGAAUGGAUAAAGGCCAUCACCCAGGAGGACUUCAGUGUUUCGGGUGACAUGGAUAAUUUUUAUGAGAUCCUCAAGGAUGGCACCUUGCUUUGCAGGCUAGUGAACUGCAUCAAACCAGGAUCAGCGAAGAAAAUUAAUCAAAGCACUAUGGCAUUUAAGUGUAUGGAAAACAUCAACGUAUUCCUUGAAGCAGCCAGAGACCUAGGUGUUCCACCUCAAGAAACCUUUCAGACUGUUGAUUUGUGGGAAAGACAAAAUCUUAACUCUGUUGUCAUUUGUCUGCAGUCUCUUGGUAGGAAGGCGGGUAAUUAUGGAAAGCCUAGCAUUGGUCCGAAGGAAGCUGAGAAGAAUGUUCGUAACUUCUCUGAAGAACAGAUGCGCGCAGGUCAAGGUGUGAUAAGUCUUCAGUAUGGCAGCAACAAGGGGGCCAACCAAAGUGGCAUCAACUUUGGCAAUACCCGACAUAUGUAAAUGCCAGUUUGUCCUUACCAGCCAGACUAUUGGGUGUUGCUUUCUGUGCAUCAGUGACCUGUGUUUAUUGCAACUGGGCACAAACUAUGCAGUUCCAUGAUAUUACUUUGUGUUGUUAAAUGCAACGAUCCUGAUGCAUGGUGAGUGAGGUUCAGCCAAUGGUCUGGCUAACAGAAUGAAAUGAAGAUAGACUCUGUUGGAAAUAGGACAGAAUGAAGUGGUACUGAUAUUUAUGAUGUAAGAAUGCACAAAAGUUUUCUUGUGCCAAUAAAUAAACAUGUUAGUGAAGUGAGCAAAAAGAGAAUAUACUUGCAAUAUUAAGAUAUUUAAUAACUAAAUAGUCUUAGUAUUUUUAAAAGUUUUUUGCCAGUUCUAAGGGAGAGAAUCCCUUCCCUGUACUAUUCAUCAAGCCACCAUAAUGUUUUCCAUUCCUUACAAUUCGCAGACAUUCCUUGAAAAUUGGGUGGGUUGAUUUAUUAGUAUUUGUCUUCACUUUGUGCCAGUGGCCAACUUAUAUAGCUAUUUUACAGUGUAUAGUCUAUCUUUGUAAGGUCUCUCUACCUACCUGUGAAAACUGAACAUUAUUUUAAGUAAAACUGUUGAAAUUGUAGAGACCAUAAGAAUGUUGAAAAUUUAAAAAAUACACGUAUUUUACUAUGAAUGUAAGUUGAAAUAUAGAUCUCUUCAUAUAACUUUUUUCUUGAACUGUAUAAUUUAUGUAACUGGAAAAUAAAUACUAAUUUUACUAUU